CUCCUCCUCCCCACUUUCCUCCCCCCAAACUCCAACGCACCACCGGCGCCAAACCAACCACCCACCAUCCACCGGUCGAACACUUGGCGCUCUCGCCCGCCUUAGCUCGCUCUGCUCGUGGUGCUCGACCCGAACAAGAACGGACAUGGCUCCCAGGAACGCCGCCGAGGCCGUCGCCGUCGCCGUGGCGGAGGGCGGAGGAGCCGGCAUGGAGCCCAGGUUCCGCGGCGUGAGGAAGCGCCCGUGGGGCAGGUACGCGGCGGAGAUCCGCGACCCGGCCAGGAAGGCGCGGGUGUGGCUCGGCACCUUCGACACCGCCGAGGCCGCGGCGCGCGCCUACGACAGCGCCGCGCUCCACUUCCGCGGGCCCAAGGCCAAGACCAACUUCCCCGUCGCCUUCGCGCACGCCCACCACCACGCCCCGCCGCCGCCGCUGCCCAAGGCGGCGGCGCUGGCCGUCGUCAGCCCGACCAGCAGCACGGUCGAGUCGUCCUCCCGGGACACGCCCGCCGCCGCCCCGGUGGCGGCCGCGGCCAAGGCCCAGGUGCCCGCCUCGCCUUCGCUCGAUCUGAGCCUCGGGAUGUCGGCCAUGGUGGCCGCCCAGCCGUUCCUGUUCCUCGACCCCAGGGUCGCGGUGACCGUGGCCGUCGCGGCACCGGUGCCUCGCCGGCCGGCCGUCGUCAGCGUCAAGAAGGAGGUAGCUCGCCUGGACGAGCAGAGCGACACCGGCUCGUCGUCAUCCGUGGUGGACGCCUCGCCGGCCGUCGGCGUGGGGCUCGACCUGAACCUGCCGCCGCCGAUCGAGGAGGCGUAGGUUGCAGCGCCCGAUGACGACGACAAGACCCCCCCACAAAUCCCUCGUAGAAAAGUCUAGAGCGACGUGUAAUAGUAAGAGGUUAAUCGUCCGUUUAAUUGCCAGGAUUGAUCAACUAGGUGUACAUAGAUCGUGUCCUUUUUGCACGGGGAGAUAGGUAUGAGGAAAAGGCUACUACUCCCGGUGUUACAGUUCCUUUAAAGAAAGAAGGAAAAAAACAAGAAAAGAAAAAGAAAACAUUUUGUUGUUCGAUGUAACAUAUUGAUCAUCAAUCUCUGAUUAAUGAGAAAUUUACGUUAUUUUGUUCUUAAAAA
This is a messenger RNA of Oryza sativa Japonica Group (Japanese rice), 1128 nucleotides long. Its product is annotated as ethylene-responsive transcription factor 11. Gene Ontology annotation, molecular function: DNA binding; DNA-binding transcription factor activity. Gene Ontology annotation, biological process: regulation of DNA-templated transcription. The record is from RefSeq and is a predicted model, not a curated record. NCBI's taxonomy places the organism in Eukaryota, Viridiplantae, Streptophyta, Magnoliopsida, Poales, Poaceae.